AUGUUAGUACUUGGUUUGGUUAUGUUGAUCUGUUAUGCACUCUAAGGUUAUUUAAAUAUGAACAUUGAAUAUUGUGGAGCUUGUUAACUCCGGCAUUGAGGGUUCGUGUAAUCCUACACAGUUAGUGGUGUUCAUCAUCCAACAAGAGGGUGUAGAGUCUAGCAUCUAUCUAUUUAUUCUGUUAUGCGAUCAAUGUUGAGAGUGUCCACUAGUGAAAGUAUGAUCCCUAGGCCUUGUUCCUAAAUACUGCAAUCAUCGCUUGUUUACUGUUUUACUGCUUGUUUACUUCCUGCAAUAUUACCACCAUCAACCACACGCCAGUCCUGGACAGCAAAGCACUUUUCUGGUGCCAUUGCUACUGCUCAUACUUAUUCAUACCACCUGUAUUUCACUAUCUCUUCGCCGAACUAGUGCACCUAUUAGGUGUGUUGGGGACACAAGAGACUUCUUGCUUUGUGGUUGCAGGGUUGCAUGAGAGGGAUAUCUUUGACCUCUUCCUCCCUGAGUUCGAUAAACCUUGGGUGAUCCACUUAAGGGAAAACUGCUGCUGUUCUACAAACCUCUGCUCUUGGAGGCCCAACACUGUCUACAGGAAUAGAAGCGUGCGUAGACAUCAGUAGGGCGAGCGGAGGUAAUAGGGCGGUCUCGCGCACUCCACGACCGCAUCGCGGGUGCGGGCAGGGCCUCGAGGAUAAUGCCCUCGACGUCGUCGGGGUGCCAUGGCAUCAUGUGAUUGUGAGGUAGGGAGGGAGUUCAUCGGAUCGCCGAUGCGCGCCGAGAAAGGGGGCACGCGGCGGGGAGAUUGAGCUAGCUAGGCAGAUGCAUGGUGGCAGGGAGCGCAGUGGUGGUCGCCGGCGCCGAGGACCGAAGGGGGUGGGAUGGGGCGCUGGUCAACAAGACGCAGAUGGAAAGGCGAUGCGGCCAGGUAAGGGUCGUGGAAGAAGCUGUAUCUGGUUUGUCCCCCCUGCUACGCAGGAACCUCCAAAUGCGAGGCCCUGUCCUAUUUUUUGGAUAAAGAAAAUAUAUUAAUAUCGGUAGAUACCAAUUACAUCUAGCCUUUACAGCAACGCAGUACCUUAACGGUAGUACGGAUGCACACAACAAAAAAGAAAAAAAACUAAGAAAAAAAGUCCCACUACGGAACUCCAGUCCUAGCAACAACAGCACAACCACCACCAAGACGGCACCUGAAAUCCAGGCUCUCCACUAGAACAACAAGGAAACGGUGCACAAGCGCCGUUGUCGGUCGAUCAAAAGAGCUUAGGUUUUCACCCUGGAGAUAGUCCUCGCUCUUAAAACUAUAUCUUCAACAAAACCAUUGCCAGGCGCAACCAAUUAAGGCUAGACCUUAGAUUUUCACCAUGAAAAGUAUGACUCUGAACUUCAUAGCUGCCCCCACUUGCAUACUUUUGUUACAAGACCCCGAAAACCAAACAAAUUCGUUAACAACACCACAACUUGAUUCUCCACUUCUAGUCCUCCAAUCCAGCCUUCAAGAAAUUCUCCGUCUCUGAUACGUCAUGGACCAGAAUGUCAUCUACUGGUAACACAGAACAGAGUUUCGCGUUGCUCCCUCCGGAACCAAACGGUCGGAAUAAGAGCAUGGGUGCGCACGACCAAAUACCUCCCAAACCAGCAAAAUCCUGGCACGAGCACUGUUACAUUUAACAGCGGAGCCUUCCGGAGCUCAACAUCCAGCGAAAUCGAGACGGACAUGCAAAAAGAAGAUCUUCGUCCUGUCACGCGAGAAAUUCGAGGACCACCACCUUUAUUCUAGCAGAGCUUAUCUAAGAGAUGGCAAUCCAAUGUGAUGUUUCGUCAGCAUGGCGAAGCCUACAUCAGAACCCACAUCUCCAUGGAUGGACCACUCCGGCCCAUAUCUUGGACCAAAAGCCCAUCUUGACCGGCUGCCAAGAUCCCCGCCGAUCGGAUCAAAGUCCGAACCAGCGGUUCACCGCCGCCUCCACAAGGCCGCUCUGCCAGUGAGCUCUGGCCAGACCAGCGACCUGGCCACGACGCCCAACGUCCACUAGUGCCGCCGGGAAGACGACCGGUCUAGGCGGGGAGCCUAGACCUGCGGUGCACCUACUGCACGUGCAGCCGUGAAGGCCUGGUGAAGACUGUCGCCGCCGCUGGCCGUGGAACGCCGCCCCGACCAUCGCCUGCGUCCGUCCCCGACGACCCAGCCCUAGCCGCAUCGAGGAGAUGGCCGCCACAUCCACCUCCCCUAGCACCAUUCGGUACCAGGGGCCACCGCCACCGCGGCCGGCACCGGCGACAUUGACGGAGAGGAGGGGUUCAGGUGGAGGGAGUGUUGGGGCGGCAUGAUCGGAUCCCUCGACGGUGCCUUGGGGUGCGCCAUGGGAGGAGAGGAGGGGCGGCUGGUUAGGCUCUACCCUAUGGUCGUCGGAGUGGGCGCUCGAUCCGUCCAGUGAGCGUAGCUGCGCUUUCAAGUAAUCAGGUAACUUUAUUUGUAAGUGGGGCCACAAAUGUUUCAAGAGAGAAAAAACUUUGUUCGUACUCCCUUGGGCCUAAAAUAUGUUGCAUAUAAGAUUUGGUCAAAGUCAAACUUUGUAAAGUUUUAUCAUCUAUAUUGAUAAAAAUAUAAACAUAUAUAAUAAAAGAAUAAUAUUUUUAGAAUUGUCAUGAAAUAUAUUUCAUAUUAUAUGCAUUUGUCAUAGUAGAUAUUCGUAUUAUUAUCUAUAUUCUUGGUUAAAGUUUACAUAGUUUGACUUACACGAAAAAUCAUGUGCAACAUAAAAUAGGCAAGGUGGAGUACCUAGUUCUGCCGCACCUGGAGAUAUUAUGGACAUAUCGGAAACUGAGAAUGAACAACGAAGAGCAUCUCCAACAGUCGUUGUAAUCAGCAUUGUAUCUAAAAAAAGUGACUAGUUUAGCGCGAGAGGCGCAAAUUGAUGAUUCAACAGAUACUGCAACUGACGCUGCAAGAUGGAGCGCGCGGCAAAAAUGCUAUCUCGCGCACUAUAUCUACCGCGCCGAAAAGAGCGCGCGGCACAAAUCACGCACAGGAACAACUACUUAUUUUUACAGCUUCUAAAUUUAGAGCUUCUGUUCGAGAUGGAUAUAGCCUCACGCGUGAAAUAUGAAUGAAGCGUGCUGCAAAGUGUUUUUACAACGCCAAAAUUUAACGUGACUGUUCGAGAUGCUGAAGAGCUAAUAAUGCGAGUGGAAGUGACACCAGAGAUGAUGCUUCACUUUCAUAAUUCAGACACCGACGUGCUGGAAGAUGGCUCUGUACUGGUACUGGUAGAGUUCGUGCGGAAGGAGGCUGGAUGCAUGGCCGCGCAUUCUUUACAUGGACGGAUUUUCGACGACAGGGAUGUGUCUGCUGGAUAUGCACCACAUGAUCUCUACUUGCAGACGUACACGAGGUGAUUUCUGCUGCGAUGCGAUAUUAUAUCAUGAUGUUCCGUCGACACGCGAUGCUUGGCGUAUGUAACACAAACACGAGCCCAUGUGCAAUCUCGAUCGGCCCAUCAAAAUCACAUUACGGGACGAUGAAAUCAGAACCAUCUUGUUGCGGUCGGAUACAAGGGACCAAAAUCGAGGUAGCCAAACAAGCAAAACCUAACCAAACUAAAAGUCCAAUCGGCGCGAACGCGAAGAGCCUAAGGAUGGAGAACGGCGACACACGAGCGGGCACGUCGGCGGAAACCUUGGACGAGGAAGGCAGGUCUCCGACUGAUGAGAUCAAGAGAACAAGAACGGAGAACGGCCGCGCACCAUCUUCGUCUCCAGCUCCGCCUCCGCCUCCUCGCCGGGGAAGAGUAGCCUUGCACCCCAAUGGACUUUCUGUGGACGGCAUACCACGUGCCGACGUCAUCGAAUACUACACGCAUCGCGACGGCGCCAUCUACAACAGAAGCACUGAUUCCUUGGCCAAACUAUAUCGUCUCCAUGAUACCAGCGAGACUGGACUGGAGCCAAUGAUGCAGUCGGAACCAAGGGAGAAUUGCUCGCGGAACUGGAGGUCCUGUGAAACACACGAACCUUGCACCAUGAUGCAAAUAUUCUCACUGAAGCUGGCGUACCCUCCUCCAGCUGGUGGUCAAGUUCAGGUGUACGGUUUCAUGGCUGUCCGCGACAGUCUGGACCCUCUGCGCAACUACGUCUUCAACCGCACGAGGGACGAUCCUUUCACCGUGGAACAAGACGGUGGAGUUAUUCCAAUGUCCGGCCCCAAGAGAGGAAUCUGGUGGCACGACAUGGCGCUGGUCGAGUUCGACAUGAGGAUCAAGAGGGGGGACAACGAAGCGGAUGAUCUGCAGCUCAUCGAUGGCGGCGUCUGGUUUAAUGACCGAACCUCGACACACGCUAGAGUGGCCACAAAACGCAUCGAUGGCGACUACGGCUCGGUGGACAUAUGCUACGCACUCCUGCACAGUGCGAUGGAAGCCACUGUGCAGAUUGAGGUAGCGGAGCUGCUCAGUGGCUUCAGCCUCUAUGCCUCGGUGUUCUAUAUCAGUGGUCUGGUGCAACAGGAGAUGCAGCUGUUUGAUGGUGUCAUCCCUGGUCCUGAUGGUUGUCAGAUAUAUAAGCUAGAUAAGUUUGUGCUUGGUAGUGGUGGUCGGACAGAGGUUGCUGCACGUAAGUAUAUGGUUUCUUCUUCUGAUGGUCGUCAUAGAUAUGAGCCAGAGAACUGUGUGGUUGCUGCUGGCGGCGGUGGUCAGAGAUAUGAGCUAGGUAAGUAUGUGAUUGCUUUCCCCAAGCGCACUAAGUUGGGGCUGACGCUGAAGAUCUGUCAAAGUGGUGGCUCAUCGGACUGUGAUGAAGUUGUGAGAUUCUGUAUCAGCCCUGCUAGUACGCAUGGAUGUGACACCUUUGCUUUUGACCUCGGCUUCGCUACCAUACAUGUGAAGAUCUCUUGGUCGACAUUGGAUGUAGGCAUGUGCGAGGAUGAGUCAGGCUGAGUAUAUAUGGUACAAUUACAUAGCAAUUUCACAAUGUACUGCCACUUUGUUAUGUCAGACUACCUGUCGUGCACUUAAUUAUUUAGUGUUAUGCUACCUAAUAUAUAUAGCACAGCUACGUGCUGGCACUCAAUCAAGUAGUAGCGCUGGCACAAUGUACUGCCACUUUGUUAUGCCAGACUACCUGCAGUGCACUUAAUUAGUUAGGGUUAUGCUACCUAAUUUACAUUUGUGUAUAUGGAAGAACACUUUGUGGUGUCCUAAUUAA
Molecule: messenger RNA, 5199 nt
Organism: Lolium perenne
Lineage: Eukaryota; Viridiplantae; Streptophyta; Magnoliopsida; Poales; Poaceae
Source: RefSeq, a predicted model, not a curated record